AUGGAUGGAAGCAGCUGCGACGAGAGCACGAUGAGCGACUCCCCAUCUCUGUGCCUUGUGGGGAUCAUAAAUGGGCGGAAGCUGCCGUCGUCCCGUUUCAAGGGUGUCGUCCCGCAGCCCAACGGCCGCUGGGGCGCCCAGAUCUACGAGAGGCACAAGCGCGUGUGGCUCGGCACUUUCACCACCGAGGACGAGGCCGCCCGCGUCUACGACACCGCCGCGCUGCGCUUCCGCGGCCGCGACGCCGUCGCCAACUUCCCCACCGCGCCCGUCGUCGACUCCGUGGAGGAGACCUUCCUGGCGUCACGCUCCAAGGCCGAGGUCGUGGACAUGCUCCGCAAGCACACGUACGCGGACGAGCUCGAGCAGUGCCGCCGCCACGGAGGAUCAUUCCUCCCGCCCCGACGAGUCCCCUCGGGCCCCCGCGAGCACCUCUUCGAGAAGGUGAUGACGCCCAGCGACGUCGGCAAGCUCAACCGCCUCGUCAUACCGAAGGAGCACGCGGAGAGGCACUUCCCCCUCGAGAACAGCAACAGUUGUAAAGGGGUUCUGUUGAAUUUCGCGGAUGGAGAUGGGAGGGUGUGGCGGUUCAGGUACUCGUACUGGAAUAGUAGUCAGAGCUAUGUGUUGACCAAAGGCUGGAGCUGUUUCGUGAAGGAGAAGAAUAUUCGGGCUGGGGAUGUUGUGGCUUUCCAGAGGUCGGAGGGACAGCUGUACAUCGACUUUAAGCAUAAAAUUAGCGGUGCUGGGUCAGGAUCGGGGUUGAGAUCGGGAUUGGGAUUAGGAUCGGGAUCGGGGUCGGAUCAGGUAGUAAGGCUGUUUGGAGUGGACAUAUUCCAGGUCAACCGAGGUGGGUCGGCGAGGAGGGAUGAUGAUGAUGAUUGUAUGGUGGGUUUGGAGUUGGGGUUUUUGAGGUUGAGUCCCAGCAAGAGACAAAGUAAUUUGCUCAUACAAUUUAUGUGCCAAAACAAGAAUACAUUCAAAAAUAAAAUAAAUAAAUAA
Messenger RNA from Striga asiatica, 1002 nucleotides. The record is from the annotation of a GenBank genome assembly. NCBI's taxonomy places the organism in Eukaryota, Viridiplantae, Streptophyta, Magnoliopsida, Lamiales, Orobanchaceae.